CAAUGUCACAGUGUCUGAAGUCAUUUAAUUUUUUUCCCGCGAAACGCGCUUCUAAUCACGCACUCCAACUCUCUCACUCUUUCAAUUAAACUCUUCCUUCCUAUUACGCUUCCAAACUAAAACCAACCAAACUUUACCCAAUUCUCUCUGUCAUGUUCGCGGCGUCUCCGCCACCCUCGGCCGCCGCUACCACCGCCGGCGUUGGUCUCGGCUACGGCAUUGCCAUCGCCGUCAGCAUCCUCGUCCUCAUCUCCUCCAUCAUGCUCGCCUCCUACGCCUGCGUCCGCUUCAAAUCAAACUCUCCUCGCACUCGCAACAACACUUAUUACGACCAAACGGAACAGAAUAUCAGCGUUCACGAUUCCGGUGGGCCCGAACUCGUCGUCCUGGGCCUGGAAAAGCCCGCCAUCGAGGCCUACCCGAAGAUCGUGGUAGGAGAGAGCGGCCGCCUCCCCAGGCCCAACGACAGCGGCUCCUGCGCCAUCUGCCUCUGCGACUACCUUCCCAAGGACACCGUACGCUGCGUUCCGAGCUGCCACCACUGCUUUCACGCGGACUGCGUGGACGAGUGGCUGAAGAUGAGUGCCACGUGUCCGCUCUGCCGGAACUCCCCGGCGCCAUCACCAUCGCCGUCACCGACGCCGCUGGCGGAGCUCGUUCCGCUGGCUUUCCACGCCAGGUGAUUCAUUCGUUCAUUCUUGUCUUAAUUGUAUAACUAAUUGUGUUUCUCGCGAGAACGAAAGAAAAUUCGUUGAACGUUAAUUUUUCGUUCGUUCUUUCGUCAACACAAAACGAUUAACAUUCGGAUUCUGGAUUCUAAUUUGGAUGAGAUCUGAUGUGAUGGAAUCUGAUUUUUUUU
Messenger RNA from Vigna umbellata (rice bean), 859 nucleotides. RefSeq names its product RING/U-box superfamily protein. The record is from RefSeq and is a predicted model, not a curated record. Gene Ontology annotation, biological process: protein ubiquitination. Gene Ontology annotation, molecular function: transferase activity. Lineage: Eukaryota; Viridiplantae; Streptophyta; Magnoliopsida; Fabales; Fabaceae.